CAUGGUGACUAGCACGUGUGCAUAUUUCACAAUGCAUAUUUCAUACUUGGACGCUGUCAGAUCAAUCGCUGUCGGAAUUUACAGCACACUAUCUAGUUUCAUAUAGUUUGGAAAAGAGAUGGCAUUUUGGGACUCGUGGUCGAAGAGCAGAGCGCAUCAGCUGAAACCUUCGGCCUACUUCGGGGCUGUAGCACCUGUGGCAUCUUCCUUGGAGAUAAGAUAAGUGUAGCCUUGUAUCAGCUAUCUCCGUCUACUCUCAGUUUUCAUUCUUAGGCUAGGCUUGGGCCUACAUAGGCCGAAGUUACGCCCUGGCCUAACCGUAAUAAUCUCUGGAGAGCUCAUUGGUGUAUGCUGAAAGUGAUGGCCAGCAAAGGCAAAGACACUGGUCGUCUUUGUAACAUCGACUCAUACCCUCAAAGAGGAGCUGGAAUCUCACAAAGAAAUGCUCUCGAGGCUUCUCUUCCCAGGGCUGGACUAGUCAACAAAGUUUGCAGAGAAUUCCUGGUAUUGGAGGAUGGAGCCCUUGCUUACAAACUCCAAAAUGAGGAAAUUUCUCAGCAUUAUCAGGGGAACAAAGAGCGAAAUGCUGUCCUGCGUACAGAUGCUCCAAAAGCCCGAGAAGAACAAAAAAAAGAGGAGGAGGAAGCUGAGAGGAUUCAAUGUCUUUAUGCACGAAUGCUACAAGCUCAGGAGGAGGAAGAUGCUCGUCUGGCAGCUGAACUACAACGACAACUACUGUGUGAAGACAGGGAGGUCAUGCUGGGUGCUCUUUCUCGGGAUGCUCAGCUUGCCAAAGCCCUUCAGCAUUCAGAUGCAGAAGAGGAGGAGGAGGAAGAACUGGAGAGGAGGAGGAAGAUAUAUGUCAAUAGACCAGAAAGGAGAUACUAUGAAGAGGAGGACUUGGAUCCAUUUGAUGGAAUAGUGAGUGUGCCUGAGGAUGAAGAGGACAUUGAAGAAGGAGAGUACGAAGAUGAGGAAGAAAGAGCACGUCGCAUCCAAGAACUCCAAGAUGAAGCAUUGGCAAGACGAUUGCAAGAGGAAGAAGAGGUGGAGGCUACAGGAGAUAGGCGUCUGGCCAUGGAGCAGCAGGAUCGGGAAUUGGCAAAGCUACUCUACCGAGAAGAAAGGGCAAAGCUGAAGAGAGCCAAGGAGCGAACCAAGCAGAAGAAGUUGAGAGAGAUGAAGAUGAAGGAAGAAGAGGGGAGGAAAAAUAUGAAGACAUUGGAGCAAGUGGCUGCCUCUCUUGAAUCUCAUCUCCAGGAGAGAAGAGGAGGGACAGAAGAGGAGGAGAUUGAGGGAAGUCAGGUUGGUGAGUGUUCAGACCUGGGAAUUCCUGUCUUGGAUCAUCCUCUCCCGUCGUCCAGGUGGGCCAUAAUCAUUCUCCCUACCCUUAAUCCCACUAAAUGGCAUGCUGAUCUCCAGGCUCAUCAUUUCUUGUUCCACAGAGAUGGUGAAAGAUUGGGAAAAGAGAGGGAGCAUAAUGUGGCUCUGGUCAUCGACCCAACCAUCCAUCGAGGAAGAGAGCAAGUAUCCAGGAGCAGAAGUGAAAGUGGAAGUGAGAGCCACAAUGGAAGUGGUGGCAGAGCACCUGGUCCCCUCAUGGCUCCAAUCCAGGGCCGACAUCGACGUAGGAGUGGAGAGUCAGACAAGCACAAGUCAAAAAAGACAAAGGAAAAGAAGGAUUCAUCUUGCAAGCAACAAUGAGUGCCAA
Darwinula stevensoni is the source of this 1711-nucleotide messenger RNA. NCBI's taxonomy places the organism in Eukaryota, Metazoa, Arthropoda, Ostracoda, Podocopida, Darwinulidae. The record is from the annotation of a GenBank genome assembly.